Eimeria necatrix is the source of this 3252-nucleotide messenger RNA. RefSeq lists its product as hypothetical. Bases 1 to 3252 code for a protein of 1083 amino acids. The record is from RefSeq and is a predicted model, not a curated record. NCBI's taxonomy places the organism in Eukaryota, Apicomplexa, Conoidasida, Eucoccidiorida, Eimeriidae. The transcript has 4 exons.
AUGGAGGCCUCCGCGGGGCCUGUGUCUCACUGCGGUGGUGUCGAGACAGAAGAAGAGUUGCUGCUGUCAGAUGACAGCUUGCCUUCAGCAGAUGAGACAGAGUCAGAUUCGCUGCUGCUGCUGCUGCCAGUGGCUUCUCCCCUUGCUGCUGCUGCUGCUGCUGCUGCCAGCAGCAGCACCCGGAGCAGCGUGGCUGCAGCAAAGCCGAAGCACAAGAAGCGCUACACCCCCACGCCGAGAGCGUGGGCCAAAGGAAGGAUGCUGCCCAGCCGCAGCAGCAGCAGCAGAAGCAGCAGCAGCAGCAGCAGCAGCAGCUACUGCCGCAGCAGCCCCAGCAACAGCCGCAGAAACAGCACUGUGCUGCCAACUUCCCAAGUAGAGCAGCGCCAAGACAGCCUCUGCAGCGCCACAACAGCAGCAGACAGUCGCAUGCAGAGCGGCAGCAGCAGCAGCAGCAGAACAGACUUGCUGCACAUCAGAGACUCAGCCAAACCUCCUUCUCUACAGAAGCCUAACAGCAGCAGCAGCAGCAGCAGCAGCAGCAGCAGCUGGGCCGAGAUGCCCUCUCCCGCUCGUGCUGCAAUUGCGAAGAAGCUGCAGCAAAGCCACCAGAUACUCCAAGAGGGAAAACGACGCGCAAACCCACAGCAGCAGCAGCAGCAGCAGCAGCAGCAGCAGCAGCAGCAGCAGCAGCAGCAGCAGCAGCAGCGGCGGCGGCGAGACCGCGAAGCUGCUUCCGCCCCCGGCCGCAGCAGCGCAGGCUCGCGGGCCAGCGGCGUCUGCAGCAGAAGCAGCAGCAGCAGCAACAACUUCAGCAGCCGCAGCAGCCGCAACAUGCACUGCAGCAGCAGCAGCAGCAGCAGGAGCAGCAGCGCGUGUCCGCCGUUUCCAACGGGCGCCACCACCCGCAGCAGCAGACCCGACCCCAGAGCAACCCCAACAGCAGCAGCAGCAGCAGCAGCAGCAGCAGCAGCAGCAGAGACGGAAAGAAGGGGCCCCCUGUGUCCCCACGGGCUGCGCUUCCGCAGCCUUUGCUGCUUCUGCAGCAGCCCCGAUGCCAAAAGAGCAGCAGCAGCAACAGGAGGGGCCCGUUUGCUGCAGCCCACAGUUGCUUCUUUAAUGCAUGCAGCCAGCCGGCUAGUGAGCCGGCAGGCCCUGCUGCAGCAGCGGGCGUCUUCAGCUCCCGCACCUCUGCCCCUCCCCGCGCGAACUCGCUCAAGUUUCUCUUCAGCUCCUGCGAAGCCCGCAGCAGCAAAGCGCAGCAAAAGUGCUCACGUGUUUGAACGGUUGUGGGGAGACGCGCUGGAGAAGCAAAAGAAGCAGCAGCAGCAGCAAAACAGAAGACACGGCAGCACGGGGCCCUGGGGGGCCCGGCUGAGUGACCCUGGGGAGGCUUUGUGCAGCAGCAGAACUGCAGCAGCAAGAGGAAAGGCCCGGAAGGGCUCCCCCCUUGCCACAGACAAAGAGGGACAGAUUAUUGCUGCCAGCAAAGGCAAGCAGCAGCAGCAGCAGCAGCAGCAGCAGCAGCAGCAGCACGGAAGGCAGCGGGGAGCAGAGACAGGCUCAGGCUACUGCAGCGAAGCUGACCAGGGGCUUGACGCAGCAGCAGCAGCAGCGGCAGCAACAGCCCCCGCAGCAGCAGCAACACCACCACCACCACCAACAGCAGCAGCAGCAGCAGCAGCAGCAGCAGCACCAGCAGCAUUUUCGCUUAUGACCCCCACAGGGCCCCUUGCCCUCAGCGCUGUGCCGCUGCUGCCAGGGGGGACUUGGCUGCCUUUGCUGCCGCAGCCACACGUGUUUACCCCUCGCUCUGCUGCAGCACGGCAGCUGCGGCAGCAGCAGCAGCAGCAGCAGCAGCAGCAGAAGUUGCAGCUGCAGCAGCAAGUGGUGAUGCAGCACCACCCGCAGCAACAAAGGAGACCCGCGGAGGACCAGUGGUCCGUUCUCUCAACAACAGCAACGCCCACAAAAGCUUAUGAAAACGAAUUGCUGCUGCAGCAACAGCAGCAGCAGCAGCAGCAGCGGCAAGGGGCACACUUGCUGCGAAGAACAAACAGCAGAGGCAUCGGAAAAUGCUAUGAAAACGGCGACGACAGAGAAUUCCUGCUGCAGCAGCAGCAGCUGCUGCAACCUGUGCAGCAGCAGCAAAACCUCCAGCAGCCGCAACAGCUGCAGCAGCAGCUGCAGCAGCAGCAGCAGCAGCAACUGAUGUCGCAGCCUUUGUGGAAGCUGCCAGUCACACCCACAGGGCAGAGCCCCAAAAGGGCUAUUCCAGUGCAGCAGCACCAAGCACAACAGCAACAGCUGCAGCGGCAACAGCAGCAGCUGCUGCAGCAGCAGCAGCUGCUGCAGCAGCAGCAGCUGCUGCAGCAGCAGCAGCUGCUGCAGCAGCAGCAGCAAGUUGAUGGGUCUUAUCAACUACCUGCUCAGGGGUACGGCCCACAUAGCCAGCAGCAGCAAAGGCAGCAACUCCAGCAGCAAACAGCUCUCUUCCUCCCUCGCCAGCCGCAGCAGCUGCAACAGCAACAGCUGCAGCAGCAACAGCUGCAGCAGCAGCAGCAGGCGAGGCCAGCCAAGGGCCUACUGAAUCAACGCAAUGCCCAGAGCCUGAAGGACUACCUUGGCCAAAGCUACCCAGCUCAACGACAGCAGCUGCAGCAGCUGCAGCAGCUGAAGCAGCAGCCGCAGCAGCUGCAGCAGCAACAGCAGCAAACACGUCCUGCUGCUGCUGCUGCUGCUGUUAGUCCAGCUGCUGUCUUGCCAGGAGGCUCUCAGGGACUGGACCAGCUGCCCUUGUGGCAACGUAACUUCUUUCAGCAGCCGCGCAUGCAGCAGCAACAGCAGCAGCGACAGCUGCAGCAACAGCAGCAGCAGAUAAUCCAGCUGCAGCAGCAAGCGAUGCGUCAAGGAUUCCAGCAGCAGCCCCCACAACUUCGCCAGACACCGCAGCAGCAACAAAUGCUGCUGCAGCAACAGAAGCAGCGGUAUCUUCAGCUGCAGCAGCAACAGUUGCAGCAGCAGCAGCUGCAGCAGCUGCAGCAGCUGCAGCACAGUCGAGGGGCCUUUUCCAGGGCGGCGAUGCCCGCCCAGAAGGUGCAGCAGCUGCCCCAGCUGCUGCAGCAGCAGCACACGGCGCUGCGCCAGCCAGCUGCACCAACAGCAGCAGCAGCAGCAAAUGCUCCUGGCUUAACUGCAGCAGGAACGCUGCCGCUGAGGAGCUGCUCCCGUUCUUCGCUUUUGAGUCAUUAG